This is a messenger RNA of Trichoderma atroviride IMI 206040, 4117 nucleotides long. The record is from RefSeq and is a predicted model, not a curated record. NCBI's taxonomy places the organism in Eukaryota, Fungi, Ascomycota, Sordariomycetes, Hypocreales, Hypocreaceae.
AUGGCCGGCGGGUAUGAUUUGCGGUCGCAGGACCUCGAGGCGAAUGCCUAUGCGGCCUUGCCUGGGACGCAGGCGGAGUUUGUUGCACAUAAUAUGACGCCACUCAAGUCUAAUCUGGUCGGGCGAGAAUUAUUCGGAUGCCACCCCAGCCGCUGGAUAUACGAGCUGAUCAAUAACAACUUUACCGUCUGCGACCUUUUCCAGCGAGCUCGGGAAGCCAGGCUGGACAGUCACUAUGCAUGGGAUCACCCCCAUCGGCUAGUCAUCAAUGGGAACCAGUCUUAUUCGACAUCCUCGUCAAAGGUUUUAUCCUCCAUCUGCUUGGACUGCCAUUAUCACUUCUUAUUCCGUGUUGAGUGGGAACAAGAGCAUUCAGAUGUUUUGUGCCACCAUACCCACAGUGACUGGCCCAUUGGAGAUACUCAGUUUCCCUGGCAUCAUUUAGUCUGGGCGCCAUCUGAGAACGACGCUGAGAUUACUCGAGAUCGAUCAAAAUACUAUCCGCUGCUAGCUCGCGAAUACUUUGCCUGCUCGGCUCCGUCAUGCACGUUCCAGGUUACCCUUGAUAUAUCAGAACCGCGGAUGGCCUCGUGGUGGUUGAACGCCGCGAGAAGGGACGAACCUACACGAUAUGAAAGCGCUACCGAUGACUGGGCCAACCAAGCGCCAUCCAAUCUUAAUACGUACCUAAAGAAUCUCUUGGAAACGACUCCCGAAACUACCAGAAGUAUCUCGAAACGGAAUAAGAGAUUCGCAGUUCUGUUUGGACCCCGUUGCUUCUCCAUCUUUCGAGAACUUGAGUUCAAAGAGGUUACCGAGAUUAAUGACGGAGUCGAUGAAGGGUCAUUCACUCCAACUCCUCCACCGCCAGCAGACGGUAUUGCCGGGAACACUAAAGUGGGCACAUUUCGCGCCUAUCUUGAAGAUGUGCGCUCUGAAGUUCAAAAUCUCAUAUUCAAGUCUGGAAGCACUGCGGAACGCCCGACAUUUUGUAUUACUGCUCUGCAUAAUCACCUGGGCUGCAAUGAAGUUCCUCAUGUCAACACAAAUCCCUUGGUAAACAUGGAGCAAUACAAAUUCAUAGGAACUUUGCCUGGCCAGUCAAAAGAGAUUGUUGUAAAUGCCUAUAAAAGGCAGUGGGAACUUGCGCCCUCUAGGCGAAGGGAGCUUGUGGACAUGUUACGGAAUAUUGCUAAUGACGCUGGUAACGAACUUUUGUCUGCCUACGCCAUGACUCAGUCAUCCGUCUUUGAGAGCCAGCUUCAAACGUAUACCAACAGCGAUGAUGAUGGGCUUGCCUCUCAAGCAUUAGAAUUUCUUGGCCUCAGCCCACCAAAUAAUUAUAGCGCGGAGGCAACGAUACAAGCCUUUCGAGAAAAGCUGGCGCGAGACCCAUCUGAAGCGGGUACUGCGAGGAGCAUGCUUUUGUUGAUUGCCCAGUCAUCCAACGAUGACUCUUAUCAGGCAUCACUACUUAUGGAGGCUGAUGACAAGAUGUCACUUGAGACAUCCAAAGUGAUUCUAGGGCUGGAUACAGUUGACGGGCCGUGGCAGAACGCAGUUGAUGCUACAAAAGCAAAGCUAGACAAAAGCACAUCAAAGGAAGCCAAGGGCGUAUACCUUGACGCAUUGGAUUCGAUCGCUGAGCACACGUCUUCGCCCUCGCUCAAACACUCAGUUUUGGAACUUAGGCAUUCCCUGGGCUUCAGUAAUUCUGAGUUCGAUAAUGGCGACUCCAGAGCAGCCAAUUUGAACCUUCCCAUGGGCCUGCACAACAUCGGCAACACCUGUUAUUUGAAUAGCUUACUCCAGUAUCUCUUCACCGUGAAGCCUAUUCGUGAUAUCGUAUUCAACUAUGACAGCUUGCGGUUAGAGUUGAACGAUGAGAACAUACAGGCACGUCGACUUGGUGGAAACAAGAUGCAAAUGGAUCGGGGGGAGGCUGUCGUUGCGCAAGCAUUUGCGGAAGAAAUGGCCACGCUGUUUGAAAGUCUUCGAACUUCCGACAGAACUGCCACUCGGCCUUCUCAAAGACUCGCCAACGCAGUUUUAUUAUCAACUCACACUCUCCUGUCUGGCUCGAAGCAGCCGUCUGAGACUCCUACGAUAGUGAACCCUCCGCCCUUGCCCGCUCGCCCAUCGCCUGCCCUUCCCACGGAAAGCCACGAUGAUAUUAACAUGGUCAAUGUCUCUGUGCAAGCUGUGUCAGAUUCGAUAGAAACGCGGAGCCGUUCUAGCACUCAAACUCUCGUUGAUCAAGAUGACGCUCGCUCAGAUCGCUCGUAUGAGAAGGUUGAGACAGUGACAGAAGAUACCAGUGGCCAGCCACAGUCCGUCCCGAUACUUAUUGACUUGGAGGAUGACACUUUAAUGACUGAGGCGCCGCAAGACGACAAGAAAUCGACCAUUCUAGUGGAUAUGGACGAGUCUAAAGACACUCCUGUUGAUGUCAGGCCAGAGAAUGCUGAUGUCGACAUGAUUGAUAUAGAAAAGCCAGAAACGGUGGAUCAAAAGGUUCUCAAUGCCCUUGAGCACCAGAAGAGAUCUUCUGGAACCGACCAGCAAGAUGUUGAGGAAGUCAUGGGCAGCAUUCUCAACCGUCUCCAGGCAGCGAUUCGCCCAACUUCGGUUGACAGCGCAAGCGGCAUCCAGCUGGAAAAAAUUAUGGAGACCUUCUUCGUCACAACAGUCAAUUAUACCAAGAAGUUUGAUGAGAAGGAGUACCAACACGAGAUUAGCUUUGAUCGAUCAAUUACGGCGUUUCCGGCUGCUGAAGGACCUUGCUCAUUGUACGAUGCACUCGGAAGAAAUUUCGACCAGCAGAUUCUAGAGGAAAGCAAGCUCUCGCGAUAUACCGCCAUCAAGACGUUACCGCCGGUCUUACACAUUUUGAUUCAGCGGUCGCAAUCCAUGGGCAGCAAGAACGGCAACCCAGUUGUUAUACCUGAGACUCUAUACCUCGAUAGAUACAUGGACGCUCCCCAUGAUUCGCCCGUUUUCCAGCAAAGGGUACAGGAUUGGAUGACUGCAGAGCGAAUUGUUGAUUUAAAGUCACAACUGGCAAAGGUCGAAGCAAACCCAGCCUAUAUGACCUUUUUCCAGAACUAUGGGAGUGAAAGUGAGGUUACAGAUGACACAGCGAAGCAAUCCACUAGCGGAAGUGACGAGUUCAUGAAAGAUGAAAUAGACUCUGAAAAUUGGGAUUUUGAUGGGCCAGUAGAAGAUGACUUUUUGCUUAUCACGCCGGCAAAUGUCACUAAAGAGACUGCUCCUGAGGAACCCGCCAACAAGAUUACAGAUAUACAGAAGACGCACGCUGCAGUGCUAGAAAUGAUGGAAUCGGAACUGCGCCAACGACAAGAAGCGCUUGAGGCGAGUAUGAGCAGCCAGAAGCAAAUUUCGUACCGUCUCCAUGCUGUCAUCUGCCAUCGUGGCCACCUGACGUCGGGACACUAUUGGGUGUGGAUCCACGAUUUCGAAGCCAACGUUUGGCGUUGGUAUAACGAUGCGGAUGUGAAGGAGAACAAAGAUACUGCAGAAGUACUACAGGCCCUAAGCACUAGCGGUGAGCCGUACUACCUCUGCUACGUACGCGACGAAGACAAGGAUCAAUAUGUCAGCGUCCCUAAAAGAGAGCCUCCUAAGAAGGAGGAAGGUGGCGGCCAGGAACAAGAAGGCCAACCAGAGGCUGAACAAACGAAGCCAGUCGUUGAGAUUGAAUCAGCACCCUUGACCGCAGCCGAUAGGGACGGAGAUGUUGAGGUUAUUGACGCAAGGAAGGAAGGUGACCCAGUGAUUGCCCCUGAGGUGGAUGCGGUGGCGCAAGAGCCGCAGGAACCGCAAGAUUCUCAGAAGACAGUAGUCAUGGAAGAUGCAAGUCAAUUUUAAGGAGGGAGGAAUGGUAGAAGUCGGAGGAAUAGCUUUUGAUGACUCUUUUUGGGGCAAUUCAGUUGGGUGAGAAGCAGUAUUAACACAUGGCAACUAAAGAAAAGAGGCGUACGGUGUACCAAAAAUAACUUGAGAGCAUAAAUGGCAUUGUCUGCGUCUAGUAAUUAGGUAGCUUUAUGAUGAGAUGAUUUACUAAGAAACUUGCAGAAUCACAAACACACGCAUAUUA